Messenger RNA from Colletotrichum paranaense, 1197 nucleotides. RefSeq lists its product as uncharacterized. The record is from RefSeq and is a predicted model, not a curated record. Bases 1 to 1197 code for a protein of 398 amino acids. NCBI's taxonomy places the organism in Eukaryota, Fungi, Ascomycota, Sordariomycetes, Glomerellales, Glomerellaceae. The transcript is spliced from 3 exons.
AUGCACUACCCAUCCUUUGGCCACUUCCUCUUGGCGAGCAUCCUUGCCGUCCAAGGUGUUCAGUCGUUGAACCUCAUCCCCACGGGUCAGGUCGCCAGACGCUAUGUAGCUCCCGCCUUGGCACUCGCCAUGCCUGCCCUGGCUGCGCCCCAGGCUGCCAGCAUCGAGGCUCGUGAGCCUCACCACCGCGGCAAGAAGACCAAGAAGGCCAAGGCCGCUAAGCGCGACGAGUCUGCUGUCGAUGAAGCCUUUGAGGCUCACGACAUCGAGGCCCGCGAGCCCCACCACCGCGGCAAGAAGACCAAGAAGGCCAAGGCUGCGAAGCGUGAGGAGUCUGCUGUCGAUGAAGCCUUUGAGGCUCACGACAUCGAGGCCCGCGAGCCCCACCACCGUGGUAAGAAGACCAAGAAGGCUAAGGCCGCCAAGCGCGAGGAGUCUGCCGUCGACGAGGCUCUCGAGGCUCGUGAUAUUGAGGCUCGUGAGCCCCACCACCGCGGCAAGAAGACCAAGAAGGCCAAGGCCGCCAAGCGUGAGGAGUCUGCUGUCGACGAGGCCCUCGAGGCCCGCGAUGUCGAAUCCCGCGAGCCUCACCACCGCGGCAAGAAGACCAAGAAGGCCAAGGCUGCUAAGCGCGACGAGUCUGCCUCCGACGAAGCCAUCGAGUCUGCCGAGCACGAGAUUGAGGCUCGCGAGCCCCACCACCGUGGAAAGAAGACCAAGAAGGCGAAGGCCGCCAAGCGUGACGAAUUUGUCUCUGAGGAGGCCGUCGAGUCUGCUGAGCACGAGAUCGAGGCCCGUGAACCCCACCACCGCGGCAAGAAGACUAAGAAGGCGAAGGCCGCCAAGCGCGAUGAGUCCGCCUCCGACGAAGCCAUCGAGUCUGCCGAGCACGAGAUUGAGGCUCGCGAACCCCACCACCGUGGCAAGAAGACCAAGAAGGCGAAGGCUGCUAAGCGUGACGAGUCCGCCUCCGACGACGCCGCUGAGCACUCCGUCGAGACCCGCGAGCCCCACCACCGCGGCAAGAAGACCAAGAAGGCGAAGGCUGCCAAGCGCGACGAGUUCGCUUCUGAGGACGCUGCCGAGCACGCCGUUGAGGCUCGUGAGCCCCAUCACCGCGGCAAGAAGACCAAGAAGGCCAAGGCCGCUAAGCGCGACGAGUACGCCGCCGUUGAGGCUCGCGCUUUCACCGCUUAA